GGCCGGCGGGCGCGGCAGUACGCGGGUGUACGCGAGCGCGAGUGGUCGCCGUUUUGCGCUAGGAGCGGCGCGGCCGCGGAGUGUGAUGCGAGCGCGCCGCCCGCCAUGGCCACGCUCGGCCUCUCCAAGGUGUUCAUUCUCGACAAGUACUUCACUGAGCUGCAGCGGUUCUGGGAGACGGAGAAGAAGCUGCAAGACGCGUCGUCGUCCAACGAGGCCGUGCACCUGCAGCGGCGCCUGCUGUGCCUGAGCUCGGACCUGGUGUCCCUGCGCAACCACCUGCUGGUGGGCGCGGGCGGCCGGGGCCCGGCGCGGCCGCGGGCCGGCGGGGCCGGGCGCGGGCCCGGCGCGCAGCCCGCCGUGCCGCGCGCGCCGCACCUGCUGCCGCCGCCCGUGGCGCAGCCGCCCGCGCCGCCGCACCACCCGCUGCCGCCGCCGCCAGAGAGCCGCUGGCCGCAGCCGAAGCCGGCGGGCGGCGCGGGCGCGGCGGGCGCGGACGUGGAGGACCUCAUCCACCUGCGCGGGCCGCUCACCGAGGACGCCGUGGUGCGCGCGCUGCAGGCUCGCUUCUACCACAACAAGUUCUACACGAUGAUCGGGCCGAUCCUGGUGGCAGUGAACCCCUACACGGACGCGUGCAACGCGCUCACGCUGCGGGCGGCGCGGGCGCAGCGCCCCGAGCUGGCGCGGCUCGUGCAGGACGCCGUGCGACACCAAGCCGACACCGGCUACCCACAGGCCAUCAUCCUCUCAGGCGUGUCGGGGUCGGGCAAGACGUACGCGUCCAUGGUGCUGCUGCGGCGGCUGUUCGACGUGGCGGGCGGCGGGCCCGAGACCGACGCCUUCAAGCACCUCGCCGCCGCCUUCACCGUGCUGCGCGCGCUCGGCACCGCCGCCACGCCCGCCAACACGCACUCCAGCCGCAUCGGCCACUUCAUCGAGGUGCAGGUGACGGACGGCGCGCUGUACCGCACCAAGAUCCACUGCUACUUCCUGGACCAGACGCGCGUGGUGCGGCCGCCGCCCGCCGAGCGCAACUACCACAUCUUCUACCAGCUGCUGGCGGGGCUCACGCCCGACGAGCGCGCGCAGCUGCACCUGGAGGGCUACUCGCCGCAGGACCUCAGGUACCUCGCGUCGGCGCAACACCGACGGCCGGAACCGGAGGACGCUGCGCGGUUCCACGCGUGGAAGACAUGUCUCGUCAUCCUCGGCAUUCCGUUCCUGGACGUGGUGCGCGUGCUGGCGGCCGUGCUGCUGCUGGGCAACGUGCAGUUCGCGGAGGGCGGCGACGGCGCGGCCGAGCCCGCCAGCGAGGCGGAGCUGGCGGCGGCCGCGGCGCUGCUGGGCGUGGCGGCGCCGGCGCUGCUGCGCGGGCUGGUGUCGCGCGCGGCCCGCGGGCGGCCGGCGCGGGCGCCCGCCACGGCGCCCGCCGCCGCCGCCGCGCGCGACGCGCUGGCCAAGGCGCUGUACUGCCGCACCGUGGCCACCAUCGUGCGGCGCGCCAACUCGCUCAAGCGGCUGGGCUCGACGCUGGGCACGCUGUCGUCGGACUCCAACGAGUCGGUGCACCAGGACGCGGCGUCGCGGCGCGCGUCGUCGGCGGGCGGCAGCGGCGGCGGCCGCGGCCGGGCCGGCGCCCGCUCCAUGGCGGCGCUCAACGACGCCGUGCGCCACGCCACGGACGGCUUCGUGGGCAUCCUGGACAUGUUCGGGUUCGAGGACGCGGCGCCGAGCCGGCUGGAGCAGCUGUGCGCCAACCUGUGCGCGGAGACGAUGCAGCACUUCUACAACACGCACGUGUUCAAGUCGUCGGCGGAGUCGUGCCGCGAGGAGGGCGUGGCCUGCGCGCUGGAGGUGGACUACGUGGACAACGUGCCGUGCAUCGACCUGGUGUCGUCGCUGCGCGGCGGCCUGCUGGCGGCGCUGGACGCCGAGUGCGCGGCGCGGGGCUCGCCCGACCAGUACGUCGCCAGGAUCAAGGCCGCGCACAGAGGGCACCCUAGACUGGCGGAGGCGCGGCCGCCGCACCCGCGUCGGUUCGCGGUGCGGCACUACGCGGGCGAGGUGUCGUACGACGCCGCAGACUUCCUCGAGGCCAACCGCGACGCCGUGCCCGACGACCUGCUCGCAGCCUUCGACAGCAGAACCUGCGAGUUUGGUUUCGCAACACAUCUAUUUGGUGCCGAACUUAAGGCUCUGGCGGCGCAGGGCGGGCCGACGGGCGGGCAGUUCCGCGCGUCGCCCACGGUGGCGGCGGCGCUGGACGCGGCGGCGGCCAGCACGCUGACGCAGGACUUCCACACGCGCCUCGACAACCUGCUGCGCACGCUGGUGCACGCGCGGCCCCACUUCGUGCGCUGCCUGCGCGCCAACAGCACCGAGACGCCCAUGCUGUUCGAGCGGCCCACCGUCGCCCGCCAGGUGCGCGCGCUGCAGAUCCUCGAGACCGCGCAGCUCAUGGCCAGCGGCUACCCGCACCGCAUGCGCUUCCGCGCCUUCAGCGGCCGCUACCGCGCGCUGUGGCGGCGCGGCGCCGAGCGCGAGUCGGGCGCCGCCUGCGCCGCCGUGCUGCGCGCCGUGCAGGCCGCCGCCGCGCCGCCGCCCGCCUCGCCCGCCGCCGUGCGCUGGGCGCUCGGCAAGCGCCACGUGUUCCUCAGCGAGGGCAUGCGCCAGGUGCUGGAGCGCAUGCGGCGAGCGCGGCGCCAGGCCGCCGAGUGCAUCCAGGCGGCGUGGCGGCGGCACCGCGCGCGGGCCAGCCGCGCCGCGCAGCCCGCGCUGGCGCCCGCGCGGCCGCGGCCCGCGCCCAUCGCCGGCACGCCGCCGCCGGAGCCGGGCGAGGCGGGCGACCCGCUGGUGAAGCGCACGUGCUCGCUGUUCGGGCUGGACCUGGAGCGGCCGCCGCCGCUGCCGCCGUCGCGCGCGUACACCGUGGCGGGCGGCGUGAAGCUGGGCUACCCGCAGCAGCGCGUGGUGGGCGCGGACUGGGGCGCGGGCGCGGCGCGGCUGCGCGCGGGCGAGGCGGUGCUGGUGCUGGGCGCGGCGCGGCGCGGGCACGUGGCGGUGCAGGCGGCGGGCCGCACGCUCAGCGUGCCGCACGCCGUGCUGGCGCCGGCGCGGGCCCGCCCGCCGCCGCCGCCCGCGCCCGCGCCGCCCGACGCGCUCGCCUGACCCCGCACACUGUAUAUACUAGUCUUAAGUAUUUAUGGUCGCCGUUUCGUCUUACGGAGACGUUCGCUUGUAUGAUUAUAGAUGUAGGUAAGGAUGCUAGUGACGGCAAAUUUUCCGACCGAUCCCACAGUAUUAGUACCUA
Messenger RNA from Helicoverpa armigera (cotton bollworm), 3313 nucleotides. It is a transcript of the gene dachs, whose product is annotated as dachs. The record is from RefSeq and is a predicted model, not a curated record. NCBI's taxonomy places the organism in Eukaryota, Metazoa, Arthropoda, Insecta, Lepidoptera, Noctuidae. Gene Ontology annotation, biological process: vesicle transport along actin filament; actin filament organization. Gene Ontology annotation, cellular component: vesicle; cytoplasm; actin cytoskeleton. Gene Ontology annotation, molecular function: ATP binding; actin filament binding; cytoskeletal motor activity.